Molecule: messenger RNA, 1016 nt
Organism: Cyclopterus lumpus (lumpfish)
Lineage: Eukaryota; Metazoa; Chordata; Actinopteri; Perciformes; Cyclopteridae
Gene: iglon5
Product: IgLON family member 5
Exons: 8
Coding region: 15-1016 (333 amino acids)
Cellular component (GO): neuron projection
Source: RefSeq, a predicted model, not a curated record
AUCCGAACUCCAUCAUGGGCUGCCCCCUCUUGCGGAACGCGUUUGCUGGUUUUCUGCUGGUUCUGCUGUCGAAAGCUUCCAGUGUGCACGGAGGAGAGUUCGGACACCUGCCGGACAACAUUACAGUGCUGGAAGGAGAAAGAGUCACUUUGAGAUGUCGGAUCGAUGAGGAGGUGACCCACAAGGCCUGGCUGAACCGCUCAAACAUUCUGUUCACGGGGACGGACAAGUGGUCGCUGGACAAGCGUGUGACACUGGCCAACAGCAACAACAGCGACUUCUCCAUCCACAUCGACGAAGUCCAAGUAACCGACGAGGGGCCCUACACCUGCAGCUUCCAGGCCAAUAACAAGCCCCGCAUUGCCCACGUCUACCUCAUUGUCCAAGUGCCGGCGAGAAUUGUCAACAUCUCAAAAAACGUGUCGGUAAACGAAGGCGAGAAUGUAAACCUCUACUGCCUGGCAGUGGGUCGCCCUGAGCCCACCGUCACCUGGAAAGACCAGAAAUAUGGGUUGGUGAGUGACGGCGAGUUCCUAGACAUCACGGAGAUCAAGAGGCAGCAGGCCGAGGACUACGAAUGCAUCACCAACAAUGGAGUGGCUUCACCAGAUCAGCGGAAGGUCAAGGUCACGGUCAACUAUCCUCCCUUGAUCACAGACAUGAAAAACAUGCCAGCCCAUUUGGGUAAGACCGCCAUCUUGCGCUGCGAAGCCAUGGCAGUGCCGCCAGCCUCCUUCGAGUGGUACAAAGAUGACCACAGGCCGGUGGAGAGUGACAACACCCUAAGGAUCAAAAACGAGAAGACGCGCUCGCUGUUGCUGUUCACCAACGUGACGGAGAAACACUUUGGCAACUACACCUGCUUUGCCUCAAACCGUCUGGGGGCUUCCAACGCCAGCAUGCUGCUGUUUCGACCGGGGGCCAUCCAGGGGCGAGGGACCGGUCUACAUGCAGGGAUGAGUGUCGGCGUGUCUGUUUGGGUUUCCCUCUCUGCUCUUCUUCUGCUGAAGCUGUAA